AUGAAUGCAUCAGUUAUCAAUGCAACAACAACUCUUUCUCAAGCACUACGCCAACAACAAAUUACUCAGUCACAAUAUGUCCAACCUAUUUCCUUUCAACAAUUAAAGAGAGCUGUAUCAAUGGGCCUUAAUAAUAAAGAAAAUUAUGCUGAUUUAAUGUCAGCAAAUAUAUGGCCAGAUAAAGUUGGAAAUGUUGGUAUUACGGUUAUCAAGCUAUCUUAUAUACCAGAUGCUUUUAGUAUUGUGGUUCGUUUUGUGGAUCAACAAUAUCAUGAUGAAUUUGUAAAAAGUGAAAUAGAGCGAAAUUUUCAAUCAGCCGAAAAUAAAUACAUAGAUACAUUUCAUGGUGAAUCAACAUUUAGAAACGAUGAAGUUAGUCCAAAACGGUGGUUUUUCAAAGAGAAUACACCGUUUUUUUCAAAAGGACGUGAACGGAGUCACAUGAUUUCGGAUUUUCUCGUUCAACAUCCGAGUGGACACUAUAAGUCAUUAAGUGAUGAUGGUGAUGUUAAUUAUCUUCGUCAACCAGCAACAGCUAGUAUUAAUAUCGGAACAGAUGUUUACUUCGAUAAUGAUACGAUCUUAAGUCAGUUUGAAAGACUUUUUCAAAUACUAGAAUAUAAACAAGAAUACAAGAAUAAUCAGAUAGAAAUCAUCGUGGACAACGCAAGAACCCAUAGUGCUAAAGCAUAUUCAUUACAAGAUUUUGGUAAAAAUAUCGGUACUCGUUGUCCAGUUAAACAAAUUGAAUAUAUCGAUGAAAACGGCGCAAUAAAAGUUAUUGAUUAUUAUUUUCAACGUGGAGAAAACAAAGAUAAAUCAAAAGGUUUAGUUGAAUUACGUAAAGAUCUAGGUAUUAAAUUACCAGAUAAAGCUAAGUUAAAGGAAAUUCAUGAAAUACUUUCAACACAUUGUGCGUUUCAAAAUGUUACAAAACUUGAAAUGCUGGCGGUUAAAUACAGUAUUAAGAUUAUCUACUGUCGUAAAUACCAUUGCGAACUAAAUGCCAUUGAAGGUCUUUGGUGUAAUCAAAAAGCAUAUGUUCGUUCACGCACUGAUCAAACUUUUGAUAAAAUGAUAAAAUUAAUAUCUGAAUCACGUAUAAAUUUUGUCCAACGAAAAAUUUCAUUGAAAUUAUUUCGACGUUUCUGGCGUGCAAUCGAAGCCUAUUCUAAAGGUCAAACAUAUGCUAAUGCUUUAGCACUAUUCUUCAGUCAAUUUUGUUAA
Messenger RNA from Didymodactylos carnosus, 1227 nucleotides. The record is from the annotation of a GenBank genome assembly. Lineage: Eukaryota; Metazoa; Rotifera; Eurotatoria; Philodinida; Philodinidae.